AUGACAAGGCAUGGGUACCACAAGAUUUUCCAAGUCGACGAAAAAGCUCCGCAAAAUGCCAGCUUUGUUUCUUAUGUUCUCUUUCAAUGGAUGAACAGUGUCUUCGAGACAGGCAAACAACGAGCGUUGGAGCAGAGUGAUUUUUUACCUCUUUCAGAAGAAAAUCGUACUUCAUUCCUAACCGAAAAGCUUCAAGAGUGCUGGAGGAAGGAAGAGAGAAAAUGCCAUGAAACUCGAGGACGACCAAAGCUUUGGAAAAGUGUCAUAAGAACAAUCUCUUUUAGGGAGCAAAUGAUCCUCAUUUAUAUGGGUUUUUAUCGCUCAUUCUUCCGUAUUCCCUCCCCUCUGCUCCUUGGAUAUCUACUUUCAGCGCUGAUGUUUUCUGAGCCACAGAAAAUACUUCUCUAUGGUUGUGCGCUCGCUCUUUUUUUCAGCGCUUUGAUGGAGAGAGUCACAGCCCAAAUGCUUAUGUACAGAUGUGAAUUAUUAGGAAUAACACUGAGUAGUGCACUAAAAGGUCUUGUUUAUCAUAAGACACUUUUACUAAGCAAAGACGCAUUGUUCCAGUACACAACUGGUAAAGUGAUUGACCUAGUUUCAAACGAUAUUCAGCGAUUGGAAGGAGAGGCUAUCAAGUGGAUAUUUCUGGGUUUCAUUUCACUCAUUGAGCUCCUCAUCGUACCUUUUUUAAUGGUGUAUUUUAUUGGCUGGCAGUCUCUCGUGGGAGUACUAUUUUUGUAUCUCCUCCUUCCAUAUUACCUCCUACUGUCCCGAGGGGGCGCUGUUCUGCGCUUGCGUACAGCAGCGGUCUCUGAUCAACGCCUCUCUCUCAUGAACCAGGUAGUUUCUGGGAUACGUUCUCUCAAAAUACAUGCCUGGGAAGAUGAAUACCGGCAACAAAUCAGGAGUACCCGAAGAAAAGAAAUUUCCAUUAUUCGAAAGAUGUGUGCAGUUCGCGCAGGUGUUUUGGCCCUAAGAUUCUCUUCAAUUUCCAUUGCAACACUGCUAUCAGUCAUUACCCUUCUGUUGACUGAAGAAACUCUUACACCAGUCAACGUUUUUAUGCUGAUUUCAUUCAACAACAUGCUUGUGAUAUGCAUUUGCUCUUACCUUGGGUUUGCCUUGUUAGAGGGAUAUGAAGCUUAUGCCUCGCUCGGUAGAAUUGAAGAAUUUCUCCUUUUGAAAAAUUUGCGCGUCAAUUCAAGCGAUUGUUCAAGCCGAAAAGAAACAGAAAGUGAAGCUGAAAACCCAUCUGAGAAGAAGAGGAAUUCAGAUUGUCACAAAAAACUGCGAGAUGUUUCCACUACGAAUGAAUUACAAGAUCAAACGAUUUUACGUGUGAGAAGUUUGGCGUACAAGCAAACGGAGCGACAAGACUCCUACAUUCUUCAGGGUAUCGAGUUUUGCGCACUUGCAAGUAGUUUAACAGUCAUCACCGGACCAGUUGGUUGUGGGAAAACUACUCUUCUAUCAGUGAUCGCUGGCGAAGUUUCAUGCACACACGGCCAAGUAUCCUGCCAAGGAACUUUAGUGUUUGUUCCCCAGACGGCUUGGGUAUUCUCUGGAACCAUACGAGACAACAUUUUUUUUGGUUUGUCAUACGAGGAGUCAAAAUACACCAGAGUAAUUGAAGCUUGCGCUCUGACUGACGACAUCCAGCAGCUUCCUGAUACUGAUCAAACAGGCGUCGGCGAACGCGGAGUUGUUUUGAGCGGUGGCCAGCGAGCUAGGGUAAGCUUAGCACGUGCAGUGUACGCUGAUGCAGAUGUGUACGUUCUGGAUGAUCCUCUAAGCGCCGUAGACUUCAAAGUUGGACAACAUAUAUUUGAAAAAUGUGUCAAAGAACUACUAGGCGAUAAAACUCGGAUGAUGACCUCUCAUCACGAAGAUCACAUGAAAGACGCUGAUGAAGUGAUCGUGUUGUGUAAGGGGCGUGUACUGGAGAAAGGAAGUUUCCUUGAGUUGCAAGACAAAGGAAUCCUUAAUAACACCAUUGACCCCCUCUACAAGAAGAUUUCAAAAGGAAGUUCAGGUGAGGAAUUUACAAUAGAGAAGGAAAUUGGAAAUCUUGAAGCUGCUGGCAACUUGAUUGGAACUGAAAAUCCAUCGAAAGAAAUCAGGAGUCUUCUUAUGCCGCAAGAAGAUCGCGAAAUCGGAGUAAUUUCUUCCAAGCUUUACUGGAACUAUUUCAGAAGCGGAAUGGAUACUUGGAUGAUUGUCGCAAUAAUCCUCUUCAUCAUAAUAGUCCAAGGAUUAUUGGCUGCUCCUGACGUGUACCUCUCGUUCUUGACAAAGCAACUCCCUCAACAUCAAAAACAUCGAUCAAACUUAAUAGUCUAUGGAUGUUUUGUUUGUGUAGCACUCAUACUUGCAUCGGCACGAACAUUUCUAUUACUCUCCUGCUUUUUACGAUGCUCUAAGCGUCUUCAUGACGAGAUGGUCGUCGCUAUUUUACAAGCUCCCGUUGUGUUCUUUGAUUCGAAUCCUGUGGGAAGAAUCCUCAAUCGAUUUUCUAGAGAUGUUGGCUGCUUGGACGAGCAGUUACCCAGAUCAUUUCAGUCGGCAGUCGAAACAGUUUUUCUUGUAUUUGCAUCAAUAAUUGUCCCGACUCUUACGAAUCCUUGGCUUGUUUUCGUUCUCAUACCGUUGAUAUUGGUAGCUAUAUACCUCUCCACGUAUUAUUUGAAGACAUCCCGGGAACUAAUGAGGCUAGCGUCCAUAUGUCGUAGUCCGGUGUUCGCUCACAUUUCGGAGACUCUUAAUGGACUGGACACGAUUCGAACCAGAGGGAGACAAAGCGAUUUUGUGGAGCAGUUUUAA
Stylophora pistillata is the source of this 2820-nucleotide messenger RNA. RefSeq names its product ATP-binding cassette sub-family C member 4. Gene Ontology annotation, biological process: transmembrane transport. Lineage: Eukaryota; Metazoa; Cnidaria; Anthozoa; Scleractinia; Pocilloporidae. Gene Ontology annotation, molecular function: ATP binding; ABC-type transporter activity; ATP hydrolysis activity. The record is from RefSeq and is a predicted model, not a curated record. Gene Ontology annotation, cellular component: membrane.